This is a messenger RNA of Brenthis ino (lesser marbled fritillary), 453 nucleotides long. The record is from the annotation of a GenBank genome assembly. NCBI's taxonomy places the organism in Eukaryota, Metazoa, Arthropoda, Insecta, Lepidoptera, Nymphalidae.
AUGGCAGCCCUACCACGUAGAAUAAUCAAAGAGACACAGCGAUUGAUGCAGGAACCUGUGCCGGGAAUUAGCGCGGUGCCUAGUGAGAACAAUGCACGCUACUUUCACGUUAUCGUCACCGGUCCCGAGGACUCACCGUUCGAGGGAGGACUUUUCAAAUUAGAACUAUUCCUUCCAGAGGACUACCCUAUGUCAGCGCCUAAGGUUAGGUUUAUUACAAAAAUUUAUCAUCCGAAUAUAGAUCGACUCGGUCGUAUAUGCCUUGAUAUUUUGAAAGACAAAUGGAGUCCCGCACUGCAGAUCCGCACGGUUCUACUUUCGAUUCAGGCGUUACUAUCGGCUCCUAACCCCGACGACCCGCUCGCGAACGAUGUUGCUGAGCUGUGGAAAGUUAACGAAAGUGAAGCUAUCCGAAACGCAAAGGAGUGGACCAGGAGAUAUGCCAUGGAUAAC